CCAGGUUUGGAGAUGGCUUGUACGAUUCCUACAUGAGAAUAGAUCAGAUUAGAUAUGCAGAUCCUACAAAUGAAGAAUGCACCCCUUCUGGACUUCCAUCACUGGGGAGACCUAAUUCCCAGGAUGUGCUCAUGAUGUGGGAGAGGGCCUGGUGACAACAACAGGCAUGCCCAGCUAGUAGCAUUGCCACCCACACAGGAGAGGUAAGUACAUGCAGAAAGGGAGGGGGAGGCCAGUGGCCAUGAACCCCCACAUGAAGGUAAGCUCUCUGUUGAUGAAUGGCAGGAACUGCACUCUAACCAUUGCUUGCCAAACACUCACGAUCCCUUUUGCAGUUGGGGGCAUGGAGCAGAACUAAACACUGCAACUGCCUACAAGAGAUCAGUAAGUAUUGUCUUGGUGAUCGCAAUCCACUCCCCAUUGGGGGUUGGGUGAAGGGAGACAGCACUCUCUCACACACACUUGAUCAAAAACACCAGGUGAGCAUUGUGGUUCAGGAACUAUGUGCUGCAGCUGCUGACCAUUGUUCUCUACUGUCUGUGUGCCCCUCCCUUGUCGCUCCAUAGUCUGACCUUGAACAGAAGCUGUAGCUUCUUACUCCCAGCAGCAUUGCAGACCAAGUGAAGCCUUCAGCAUUACCAGCCUCAGUAACCUGUAUGAUUCUGGCUGUUUCUCUGUGGGGUUGCCAAAUUUCACUUUUCCCAGUGCAUAAGUUGCAUUAUGGACAGUUGCACACUGUGGUGACAGAUGGCACUGCAGAGUAAACUGCACCUGCUAUCCUGUUGUCUUAUACAACUUUCAUAAAAGUCUGGCAACCCCAUCCACGUGUCUUGGAUGGUGUUUAGUAAAGUGCUUGCCUUUUGUUACAGCUGUCCAUUUGUUACUGGAGGUGAGCAGGUUGGGAUCAUUUCCACACCCCCUGAGUAUGUUCUGUCUUCUGCUAGCCUCAGGAAGGGACUUUAAAUGUAAAGGGUCUUUGGGGAAUUCUUUGCUAUCAGGUUUGAAGAGAUGCAACAUUUCCACCCACUUGCCGUUUUACCUCCAGGUAAAAGGCAGUCUCCUCUGCUCUCACAAGCAGCCUGGUUACCGCCACCGUGAUGAAUGAGGCAGGCAGUUUGGAGGUGGAGGAGAUAAUGAGCAGACCUGGGCAAACAAGCAUGAGGGAUGUUUGACUAGAUGGGACCAAUGAUACAAAAGGCAACCUACGUCAUCUGAAAGCCAGGCAAUUGACUCAUGCAACACUCCUCUGACACUGCACUGUUUUCCAGAGGAAGAUUGCAUCUUGGUUUUACCCUAGAAGCUCUUGCCUGUGAAAUUUGUGCUAUUCUGCUGGGUUAGGGCUCAUAGAAAGCUGCAUCAUACUCAGACCAUCUAGUUCAGUAUUGUCUAAGUGACUCUUCAGGGUUAUAUAUGAAGAAGAGUAGAAGAAGAGUUUGGAUUUGCUAUCCCGCUUUAUCACUACCCGAAGGAGUCUCAAAGUGGCUAACAAUCUCCUUUCCCCUCCUCCCCCACAACAGACACCCUGUGAGGUGGGUGGGGCUGAGAGACUUCAGAGAAGUGUGACUAGCCCAAGGUCACCCAGCAGCUGCAUGUGGAGGAGCGGAGACACGAACCUGGUUUCCCAGAUUACAAGUCUACUGCUCUUAAUCACUACACCACACCGGCUUGGAAUGGAACCAUUCCAAGCCCCAUAUAGAUAUGAGAAUUGAACCUUUAUCAUGUAAGCAUGCUCACUGUGAUAGGACCCUUUCCCUCAUGUACCCUCUUUGCCCUGGUAUGCACAGCUAGUAGCUCAGGAAGGACACGAUGACCACAGUCACAUGGAACACUAAACUAUAUUCUAGUGCUACAUGCACAAACCUCUCCAAGCUCAAGUAAAGCAUUGAGCUCAUGCACUCUCCCUCCUCCUGACACCAAGUUUGUUUUUUGCCAGUAAAGAAUCUUGGCUUAGCGUUUUGUACAAACCAAGGAUCCUGUUUUAAAACAAACCAUGGUUUGUCUCUAAGCAAGCCUCAUUAAAGCAUGUGUUAUGAUUCUGGCUUGGUUAGUAUGGUUAGUAUUUAGUAUAAUCUGAACAGGGUUGAUGCAAUGCAUCCUCCUGUGGCUAGGUUAUCAUCUGCUUAGUGGAGUGUACCAUGUACGUUCUAGUUCUACCUACUCCCACUUUUGUAUCUGACAUGCCUGUUGCAGGUACCAGUAAGACAUGCAAAAGGUGAGUCUGACCAUGUUUCUGCCAUCCCCUAGUAGGGCCCACUUCUUUUGUAUCCUGGAGCUCUAUGCUGUGAACCAUGACACUGUUUCUGCUGUCCUGCCCAUUCUCUCUUCCAUUUUGUAUUGGGGAGUCAGAAGGGUGAUUUUGUUAUAGGAUAAUAUACCCAUCUUUUCCCUCUAGAAGGAGUGCUCAAGCAGGCUUACCAUAUAUCUGGUGAACACACACAUUUUUUAUGCUGCUGUUGCAUGUCUCCAACUUUUGAUUUAAGAAUUGAUCUCAUUUAAGUUACACUGAUACAACAGCAAUAUAAGUGGUCACAAGUGUAUCUGAGACCAUAUGACUUUGUUUCAAUGUGUCAUGGCUUAAGGCUGCUAAAAAUAUAGCAUAACUGAAACAUCUUGCAAGCUGAAAAAAUAUAUUAUUUAAAUGUAUUGGUGUGAAGGAAGAUUACUGCAUGGAAAUGUUCACAAAAUAUUUACAUGAUUAGAAUACAGUAGCAUUAAUUUUGCAGAAUUGUGGACUCGAAUUUAAGGGGAAAUGUCAAUGAACUUUAAGUACAGCUCCUGUGGGGUCUGGGGGAAAGAGUAUUUUGCCCUAAGAAUUCAAACUCUUAUCGAGAGUUAAUCUUGAAUAAAUUAACACUAUGGGAUACAGUCAUAACUCGUAUUGCAAAAGACGCAUGUUGCGUCUUUUCGGCUUGCGAACGCGGCAAAAACUUCCGGGUUUUGCCACGUGCAGAAGCGUUCUACGUGCUUCGCACAUGAGUAGAAGCGCUCUAUCAUGCUCUGCGGUUGCACAGAAGCGCCGCUCUAGUUGUGGGCUUUUCACGGUGUGAACGGCACCCCGGAACGGAUCGUGUCCGCAGCUAGAGCUACCGCUGUACAGUUGUAUGUAGUUCUGCAAGUGCCUCACCAAAGACUCCUGACCGAGCUUAGCAGUCAUGGAAUAAGAUAAGAGGCCCUCUUGUGGAUCAGUAACUGGUUAAGAAACAGGAAGCAGAGAGCAGGAAUAAAUGGACAGUUCUCCAAUGGCAAGAUGUAUCAAGUAGAGUACCCCCAGGAUCAGUAUUGUGCUUUUUAAUUGGUUCAUAAAUGAUUUAGAUUUAGGAUGGAGCCAAGUAAGCUGAUGAUACCAAAUUAUUCCAGGUGGUAAAAACAAUAAGGAACUGUGAAGAGCUCCAAAAUACUGUGUAAAUAGGCAAUAAAAUGGCAAAUGCAAUUAAAUGUUUUAAAAAGUGUAAAGUGAUGUACACCAUAUACAUGCUCAUGGGGUCAGAGCUUGAAGUGACUGAGCAGAAACAAAACAUUGGCAUAGUGGAGAGCUCAAUGAGAUGUCAACCCAGUUUGCAGCAGCUGUGAAAAAAGCGACAUGUGUUAGGAAUGCUUAGAAAAUGAAUUGAAGAUAAAACUGCGAGUAUCAUAAUGCUGUUAUACAAAUCUGUGGUGCAACUGCACUUGGAAUACUGUACACAGUGCUGUACUGUCACUGGAUCGGUGGAUAUGGCUUACCCAAAAUGGCCUGGCACACCUAAUUGGGACAACAGAAUGGAGGAUCCCCACCCCUGACGUAGACUAACAAUGUCUGUGUACAGUGGUACCUCCAGUUGCGCACGGAAUCUGUUCCGGAGCUCCGGUCGGAUCCCGAGGUGUGCGUAUCCGGAGGUGCCACUUCUAGGCAUGCGCGUGGCAUGGUUUAGUGCUUCUGCGCAUGCGCGCGCGGUGAAACCUGGAAAAAUACUUUCGGGUUUGCCACAUACGUAUCCCAAAGGUGAACGUAAGUAGAGGUACAACUGUACUUCCCAAGUAAUCUUAAACAAAGUAUUGUUGAAAAGUUAUCAUAGUUAAAUUUUGAUACUUUCUUUCGUUGAUAGUGUAUGAUGGGGCCCAUUUAGUCCCUGCGCCCCUUUUCUUCAGUGUACAGUAGUCUCAUAUUUGACAAGUUUGUCAAAAUAGAUUUUGUUUUGGAAAAUGCCUAGCCUUAUUCAGAGUACACAGUGCGUGUAAUAUGUGUGUCUGUUUUCAGGCUUUUCAUAAUAGAACGUUGGGCUUUUUCUGAAACCUGAAACAGACUUUUCUGUUCUUCAUUUUGUAAUAUAUUAAAAGUAUUUUUCUAGGUCUUCUGGAUUUUUAUUGGUUAACUUACUUUGCAUAAUAAUUGUGUUCCAGUAGAUGAGAUAUAGCAGUUAAGCAGAGGGCUAAUUUGGCUGCUAAUUACAGUCUUAAAACGUGUGUUUUAAGGGGCCCUUGAGCUCCACUAUCAUGUUUGGAUGCCUUUUUGACAGUUCUGAAAACAACAGAAGCAGACAUGCUUUUUAUUGUAGCUUGUUCAGGAGAGAUGAGAAAUGUUACCUGUAGGGCACUGUGCUAAGAAAUGGGUGGAUGUUAAAAGGAUAUUAAUACUUUAUAGGGGAUGCGGGUAGCGCUGUGGUCUAAACCACUGAGCCUUGGGCUUACUGAUCAGAAGGUCGGUGGUUCAAAUCCCCAUGACGGAGUGAGCUCCUGUGCUCGGUUCCUGCUCCUGCCAAUCUAGCAGUUCGAAAGCAUGAAGUGCAAGUAGAUAAAUAGGUACUGCUCUGGCGGGAAGGUAAACAGCAUUUCUGUGUGCUGCUCUGGUUUGCCAGAAGCGACUUAGUCAUGCUGGUCACAUGACCUGGAAGCUGUCUGCAGACAAACGCCAGCUCUCUCGGCCUAUAGAGUGAGAUGAGGGCCGCAACCCCAGAGUCGUUCACAACUGGACCUAACGGUCAGGGGUAUCUUUACUUUUAAUACUUUAUAGAAGUUGAAAUUCUUUGUUAUUUCCUUUAUAAUUUUCCCCACCAGCAGGAAAUGACUGAGUAAUGGGAACUGGGCAAAGAGUGGGAUAGCUGUUUCAAUUCUAGUACAUUAAAUGGUUGCUUGAUGUCGGGAGGCCCAGGUCCAUACUCAGAGCAGUGCAGAGAAAUGAGAGAGAGAGCUUUCUCAAGCUAAUGUCUUCCUGUGGGAGUUUGUUGCAAGCCUGUGUGUGUGUUGUCACUGUGUUCGUACAAAAGACUAACCAUUAGUCCUUGGCUCUUAAAAACCAAUCAAACCAAACCCAAAUAGUUUUCUAACUUUCUUCUUAUCAGCAUGACCUCAGUUUAUUUCCUUGUAGGAUCACUGUCAAAAUAGAGAAUGUGUUGUGAAACAAAAUACUGCCCUAGGAGGUAUGAGGCUUAAUCAUACCAUGCAUUUCUUUCAGAGCAAGAUAAUGGGGAAAGAGCUAUGUCAUGGAAUCAGGUGGUCAGUGGCUGGGAGUUUGCUUUCUUUUGGAAGGGAGGAGGCUUUCCUAGGCAAUAUAGAUAGCCAAUACGAAGAAGGAUGUAGCAGGGAAUUCACCUCAAACAUGUAUGUCCAUUUACAUGCUUUGGGAAAAUAGCUGUGGAAAACUAACUUGAUCAUGGUCCUCUGAUGUUUGCAAAAUAUGUGAUUUUGAUCAUGGAAAGGAAGUUAGGUGCUGAGGUUGGAUUUGUAGGGAGAGAUGGCAUUUCUAUGCCAAGUAAAUAUGUUUGUUUAUGGAAAAGUGGUUAUCACUCUAUAUUAAAUUUCUCUCUACAAAUCCUGUUUGGUUUUUUGAGCCAUUAAAACAAUGCUUCUCUGACACUUGCCAAGUUUUAUAUUUUUGAGCAUGAAAGCUGGAAACUUGGGUUUACAGAACACAAAAGCUGAACUCAUUCAUUCCCAGCUUCCAAGUACUAUGGUUAGGCAUAUUACCCACCAUCCUUGGGGCAGAAGGGGCCAAGAAUCUUCCUCAUUUAUUGGUCAGAGGGAAGAAUUUGAAUCUCUUCACCUUUAAGUGAUAGCAGAGUGUCUUUUUCAGACAUGUGCCUCUUUGUUAUGGUGUUAAAAGCAUCAGUUUUUAAAUGCUAUACUUAUUUACCUUUUUAUUUCAAGGUGUGACCUUUUAGGUUACAGAUAAACAUAGUAUGCUGUACAAAAUUGCAGCUCACUAAGGUUCAAUUCCAGUUUGCUUUUCUUAUAUUGGCUCCUUAAUUUUACUGUAAAUGAAGAGAAGAAUCUGGAAUUCAUCAGGCAAGCGGUGGAUUGGAAAGCAGACAUUUCUGGAUUUCUUACGGAGUUACAGAGAAUUGGUGUCAUUUUGAAUUAUUUGCUGCAAGUGGCCUUCUUAUUCAGAAUUUUACACUGUCUGUCAUUCUUUCUCUGCAGUUCAGCCAUAAGCCCAGCGAAGAAUGUGUUACUAAAAUGCUAAUUCUCUGGAUCAUAUUUUCUAUGAGUUCCUGGAAAGGUAACUACUAACCCAAUCACAAUGAAGGACCAUCCUCUGACAGGGAGCCAAGUCAAAGUGGAGCAGUUAUUUGAAGACUCUGGCAACAGAAGAAGCAGUACUCUCCAGUCUUCAGGAGUAAAUGGCUCUGAGAGGCCUUUUCCAACUCCAGCAAAAGACAAAAGCGUUGAUAGCAUAAGUACCAACAAAAAUAGUGGCAGCUUGACAAAAGCACACAAAACCGGAAGUCAGUCCCCAGAACAAGCACUGAAGCAAUACAAACAGCAGUUGUCAGUCUAUGAGCAGCAUGAAAUACUGAACUUUCCUGAAAUUUAUUUUGUAGGUGCAAAUGCAAAGAAAAGGCAAGGAGUCAUUGGAGGUCCAAACAAUAGUGGAUAUGAUGAUGAACAAGGCAGCUACAUUCACGUGCCUCACGACCAUCUUGCCUACCGAUAUGAAGUACUAAAAAUAAUUGGAAAAGGCAGUUUUGGCCAAGUAGCUAAAGUUUAUGACCACAAAAACCACCAGCAUUUGGCCUUAAAGAUGGUACGUAAUGAAAAGAGGUUUCACCGGCAAGCAGCAGAAGAAAUACGGAUCUUGGAGCAUCUCAAAAAACAGGAUAAAACUGGCGGCAUGAAUGUUAUUCACAUGCUGGAGAGUUUUACCUUUAGGAAUCACAUAUGUAUGACCUUUGAACUCCUGAGUAUGAAUCUCUAUGAGCUGAUCAAAAGAAACAAAUUUCAAGGCUUCAGUGUGCAGCUGGUACGAAAGUUUGCCCACUCUAUACUGCAAUGUUUGGAGGCUCUUUAUAAAAACAAAAUCAUACAUUGUGACUUGAAACCUGAAAAUAUUCUUCUAAAACAACAAGGGCGGAGUGGAAUCAAAGUGAUUGAUUUUGGAUCCAGCUGUUUUGAGCACCAAAGAGUCUACACUUACAUACAGUCUCGAUUCUACAGAGCCCCAGAAGUCAUUUUGGGAAGCCGUUAUGGGAUGCCCAUAGAUAUGUGGAGUUUUGGCUGUAUUCUUGUGGAACUGUUGACUGGUUACCCUCUCUUUCCUGGGGAGGAUGAAGGCGAUCAGCUAGCUUGUAUGAUGGAGCUCCUUGGAAUGCCCCCACAGAAGCUGCUGGACCAGUCCAAGCGAGCCAAAAACUUCAUCAAUUCAAAAGGCCAUCCUCGUUACUGCACUGUAACGACACAGGCAGAUGGGAAAAUGACUCUUAAUGGCAGCAGAUCACGUAGGGGGAAAAUGCGUGGUGCUCCAGGCAACAAGGACUGGGUCACAGCAUUAAAAGGCUGUGAUGACCCCCUGUUUAUAGAAUUCCUGAAAGAAUGUCUUAAUUGGGAUCCUUCUGCACGGAUGACUCCUACCCAAGCUUUGAAACAUCCUUGGAUUUGUAAACGAGUACCUAAGCCACCCUGCAUGGAUAAAACAUCAGGCAAACGGAUUGCUCAUUAUACAAGCUCUUUCCCAGGGAUAGGUUCCAGAUUACCCCCAGUUGUUGGGGUAGCCAACAAACUACGAGCUAAUCUAAUGUCUGACUCAAAUGCCAAUAUACCUCUAUGCACUGUGCUACCAAAAUUGGUCAGCUAAUAGAGAAUUACAUAUUCCCAGAGUACAUAUGCUGUGUUUUUAAUUAUAUCCUCGAAAUAUAAAAAGAUAACAGAAUGCGCAGAGGUCUUGAAAAAAAAGAGAGAAAAGAAAUGGAUUUUUAUUGAACACUAAAUCUUGUAUAAACACCCCCCCCCCGAAUCAAAACAUAAGCAUUUUAAGGGCUAUGAUUGUUUUAUCAAGUUGUUUCAGCUAGAAUGUGGUGCUUGUUA
Zootoca vivipara (common lizard) is the source of this 8274-nucleotide messenger RNA. The record is from RefSeq and is a predicted model, not a curated record. Lineage: Eukaryota; Metazoa; Chordata; Lepidosauria; Squamata; Lacertidae.